This is a messenger RNA of Menidia menidia (Atlantic silverside), 1487 nucleotides long. The record is from the annotation of a GenBank genome assembly. NCBI's taxonomy places the organism in Eukaryota, Metazoa, Chordata, Actinopteri, Atheriniformes, Atherinopsidae.
UGCGGGUCAUUGCUUUGCCUCUGUAAACAAAAUCAUGGGGUACACAAGUUGAGUUUUGUAACGCCCUCUAACCACGUUAAAACCCCAGCUUUAAUUCAGACGGAACCUGCUCUGUUUUCCGUGUUGAACCGGGAACGGACUCCCCCUCCGCUGGCAUGUUGCUGCUCCGGAGGGCGGCUCUCGGAGGCAGAGCUGUGGCCGCUUUACGCUGUCUGCCCGCCGGCCGCAGCACCUCCAGAAGCGCCGCCACCUACGUCCAGGGCCAGAGCCCCGAACCACGAAUCCGGGAGUACUUCUACUACAUCGACCACCAAGGACAGCUUUUCCUUGAUGACACGAAAGUGAAAAACUUUGUCACCUGCUUCAAAGACAAAAAAUUCCUCAUCUUCUUCUUCAGCCGGCUGCGGUCCAACCAGAGCGGCCGCUACGAAGAGGACUUCCCCUUCCUGUCUCUGUGUGGCCGCGAGAGGAACUUCCUGCGUUGCGACGACCGCCCCGUGGUCUUCACCCACCUGCUGGGGGGCGCCGCCGCCCCCCCGGAGCUGCUGUCCUACUGCGGCGGCGCCGAGAAGCUGGCGCUCGCCUUCCGCCCAGAGGCGCUGUACAUGCACCCCGACAGCGGGCGGGUCUACCACCCCUGCCCCGAGCGCUGGGGGGGGGUGGGCCUGGUCCGCUCUGCCCUGGCCAUCGAGCUCAGCCCUUUCUUUGUGUACCCAGCGGAGAGCGGCCAAUCGGAGCAACCGACGCACUUUAUCUGGGAAGGACAGAAGCACACGCUGACCAAUGAGCUGGCUGGAUGCUUCCCAACAGCAGAGGAGGCCAGCGGGCAGCAGGGAGAGCCGGGGUAACGUCCAGAGGGCUCACGUCCGCCUGUUAGUUCAAAUAUCUGGGCAAUGCCGUCAAAACCCCAUCGGCUCUUCACCGAUAAGACUCAGUCCUGGACAGAAAUUAGUAAUUAGUCUGUGUCUUUGUGGCGUUUAUGUUUGGGUCCCAGACGCGUUGACUUUAAUGGCAUCAUUAGCUCAGAGGAGAGUCAGCGUGUCGCAUGGAUAAGGUGACAAACCGGUAGAUUCAUCACAAAAAAAGGGUAAAAAACAAAUACAAACCAAUGUGUCUGGAUCGACAUCAAGGCCGAAAUGCUGUGACUCUAAGGACUGAUCCAGAGAAACAGGGUGCCCUGUCUCUGGAACCAGAAACAGUGAUGUAAAGGCAGACUUUUGUUGUUGUUAGUGAAUGAUGCAGAAAAGAAAACUGAAAAAAAUACUCAGGUUUGGGACUUCAGAUGGUUUAUUCUCAGAAAGGGGUGUCAGAUAAAGUAUUAAAACAGAUUACUAUUCAUAAUGGGAAAGAAAGAUUAAUUAAAUAUUAUGAUAAGGUUUCAAUAUCACAGCAUAACAGAUCUUCAAAUGUUUCUAUGAAUGAGUCUGUAUGUCUGUGAUCUUCCAUUGAAAUAUUGAAAUGAUCAUAUUUAUUGUUAUAAAAUAUUA